UUACGGCGCGGCUUUCGAUAAAUCCACGUAAAAGCUGGCGUCUUCGAAACCGAUUGAGAUACAUCCUCGGACACUUAACUUUAGCACACAAGGUGUUAUUUUCUACACUAUUGGAACCUAAACAAGGUAAUCUGGACAAUCAUUCACUGCUGUGAAGAUCAAUGUUGGGGAAGCACUCUUCUGCUAACGACCUGUGAUCAUGCUCAGUCCCAAAAUGCAAAAAACUGUAAACAAGAUUCGCCUCGGUACUUUGGACGCUAUUAUUUUGGAAUAGUGUGACAACUCAACGCAUAAUUACGAUGUAGCGCAUUACAUUAUGUGUGAGGGUAAAUGACGCUCAGUUAGUCAUGCUUUCGGAGAAAGCCCAUUACGAUCAUUUGCUGUCAGGAUAUUUGCACAAGCGGACAGCUGAUUCCACUAAAUGGCAACAACGAUGGUUCGUUCUCUACCAGAAUUUGCUAUUCUAUUACGAAAGCGAAAACUGUUCACGACCCAGUGGCGUCGUUCUGCUGGAGGGCUGUUAUUGCGAUCGUCUAAUCACCGCCAAAGGCAAAGAACCGGAUAAACAGCAUUGUUUCGCCAUAUCCUACAGAAGGGAGAACCAACGGCAAUACGAGCUAAAAGCGGCCACAGAGACGGACUGCAAAACAUGGAUCGAUGCAAUACGAGAAGCUAGCUUCAACAAAUUGUUGCUGCAAAAAGAGGAGCUUGAACAGAAGCACCUGCACCUGUUGCAAAUUGUCGAGAGCGAGAAAACGGCUAAGUGGCAGUAUACUCAGCAAUGCGAAGAAUUGGCAUCGGAAAUAAAAAAACUGCGAGCUGAGCUGUGCGCCAUCAAAAAGGAACUGAGACCAUCCAUAGCGCCAGCAUAUCGUGCUCGACCGGCGGUUCAAAGAGCCAUGUCUCAAGGUACCGGAAGUUUAUACAGUGAAAUUCAAUCUUUCGGCGUUGUUCACGACCCCGCCGGAUUUCCAAUGGCAGAUGCGCCCGGAUUACAUGGUAUCUCAGAGGGUUCUGUUGAAAUGCAGAAAAUCAAGAAAGUGCAAAGCUUCUUCAGGGGCUGGCUGUGCCGUCGACGUUGGAAACAGAUUGUUGAACAAUAUAUCAAAAGUCCGCAUGCCGAAAGCAUGCGCAAGCGAAACAGUCUGGUAUUUCAAAUGGUGGAGGUUGAGGAGGAGUACACAGAGCAGAUGGAGGUUUUAGUAAGCUGUUUUCUGAGGCCUUUCAAGAUGGCUGCCAGUUCAAAGAAACCCCCAUGUAGUCACGAGGACGUGAAUAGCAUAUUUUUGAAUAGCGAGACCGUGCUGUUUCUUCAUCAGAUCUUCCUGAAGGGUCUCACUUCUCGUAUGGAGAGCUGGCCCACUUUAGUUUUAGGUGACUUGUUCGACAUGCUGCUACCGAUGUUAUCGAUAUAUCAAGAGUACGUGCGUAAUCACCACUAUAGCCUUCAAGUGUUGACUGAGUGCAAGCAAUCGUCACCCUCGUUCGUAGCAUUGCUCAAUAGGUUGGAGAACAAGACUGCCUGCCACGGACACUCCCUGGAGACCUAUCUAACGUAUCCUAUGCAUCAGAUUCCAAGAUAUAUAAUUACUUUGCACGAGUUAUUGGCGCACACGCCAUAUGAUCACGUGGAACGUAAGAGCCUCCAGAAUGCCAGGCAACAGCUGGAGGAUCUCUCGAGACAAAUGCAUGACGAGGUCAGCGAAACCGAAAAUUUGAGGAAAAAUCUGGCUGUGGAGCGAAUGAUCAUCGAAGGAUGCGAUAUUUUGCUGGACGUCAAUCAAGUCUUCGUACGACAAGGUUCGCUCGUACAACUCAUAGACAAACCGCGCGAUGCGCGAAGCAGAUUAAGUGCUACUUUCGGCGGCAAAUCCUCUGGCGACAAGGAAGUGCCUAGACAGUGCUUUCUCUUCUCGAAUCAUUUGCUGCUCACGACGCGUCAAUCCGAUGAUGACGGCCGCUUAAAUCUCGUCCCGCAGACUGGCAAGAUACCUCUUUCCGAUGCGGUGCUGAUUGAAGAUCCGAGCGAAGGUGCUGCAGAUGACGAUGGAUUGUCAGUAUGUUCGAUGUCAAGCGGCAUUCGCGAGAGCAGCGGAAGCGGCAGCGGUAGCGCGACUUCCCAAUUGCAGAAUCGCGACUUCAAGAUUUUACUCGAUGUAAAAUCUGGUGGACCGCAGGUGACCGUUCAUCUCGUGGCGCCUACUAUGCAGGAAAAAGCAGCGUGGGUCAGCGAUAUUAGCCAGUGCAUGGACAACGUUCGCUUUAACGAUCUGCUCCACGGAUCGUUAUCGGACACCAGUUCCGUCACGAUGCCGCAGUCCAUCCGGAACGACCCGAAACUGUUCAAGGACGACGUGGACAUCAGGUUCAGUCGUACUUUGAACUCUUGCAAGAUACCGCAGAUCCGUUCCGCGACGCCAGAACGUCUAUUGCAGCGAUUGACCGACCUCAGGUUCCUCAGUAUCGAUUUUCUCAACACAUUCCUGCUGACGUACCGAGUGUUCACCGAUGGCGUCACAGUACUAGAGGCCCUUAAGAAAGUUUUUUACGAAGCUGAGCCACCUGACGCGCAAAUGCCCACUGGAUCCCUCAUGUCUCUAGAUGUAUUAGGAGCAAAUGCUAGCGAAAUGCAAUUGCACUCAGAAGAACGAAGAAGAAGUAGCUUUUCACCGAGACGAACUAGCGGUGCAAGUUCUGUAUCAGGAUACGGAUCGGAAGUAAGCGAUAGUCGUGACGCGAGGUCUCAUGGCUCCUUUGACGCUAAUAUGAGUGGACAUAAUUCAAAGAGUCACUGGCGAUCUGGUUACAAAAAGUUGGAUGAAGAACAAGCUCUCGGAUUAAUUUCCGAGGCGCCGGUUAUAAAACGCAGUCCAACAUCGCAAGCAUCUAGUCCAUCUAGCGCGCAAUCUCCGGUCACGCCGCGAAAAGUCAGCAUUCGCGUGGAUAACAAGGAUUCUGAAAACGACGGAUGUCAUCUGACGAUACCGAAAGUAAUAGCCGUGUCAUCCAGCUCUGAAACACUUACAGAUGUUACAGUGAUUAGUGCACCGUCUUCGCCCAGCAACUUGAGCUCUGUUACGCUAGUUGGUUCGACAGAAUCCGGAUCCGGAUCAGAUCCGAGUCCCCAAGAGGCAGGUACAUAUUCGCGUCGCGUCUCAGAAAUCGAUACACCUGUCGCAAUGGAAGAGGAUAUAAGAGAAGUACAAUUUACUUACGACGACAUACCACUACAAUCGCAAUCAGCCAUGUCUGCCAAAUUGGAUACCCCGACGAAAAUGCCUACUUCUCCGCCGAGCAAGGAAACGAAAACGGAUAAAGAGGAACAAUCUACGCCGAGCGACGACGAAAGUGUAAGCUCCUCUAAACAAUCGCAGCAGAGUCAACAAUAUCCGGAACAUAGGGCAUCGAUCGCUUCCGCUCCACCGUGUACCGGCCCAAGAAGCGGCUCGAUCUCCACCAUAACUUGCAAUUAUUGGGCGAGCAGGCGAUCGAUGCACGAGGAAGUUUCUUCGCAGCACAGCAACUUUCAGCACGAUGUUCAACAAGUGUCCAGCAAAGCUGGUGUGGUAAUAACUAGCUUCCGCCAGAGUCAUCGAAGCAUUGGACCUGAACCUAUCUGGAGCAGCACGUCUACGGCGGCGACCGCAUUCGCCAUCGCGACCUCUGCUUCGAGUAAUCCACCGGACAAAGGACCCAUGACGGACGCGAAUCGUAAUCGGGACAAAAAUAGGAGGAAGGAGUCGGUGAUGUCGACCGCCGCGACGAUGAGAGUGCUGAACGUCCUGAGACAUUGGGUGUCCAAGCAUGCUCAGGAUUUCGAGAUGGAUCAGAAAUUAAAGAAUCUGACCAUCGAGUUUUUGGAAGACAUUAAUUACAGCCCGAAUUUGCUGCCGGCUGAACACAAGGCGGCCAGUCAACUGUUGAGAUUAAUUACCAAGGAAGAACCCGACACUAAUAAGAUCGAUCUGAAGAAGCUGUUAACUCCGCCAGUGAUUCAGAGCAAGGAAAGCAUCGAGACUUUGUCUGCGCUCGAGAUUGCGGAACAGAUGACAUAUCUGGACUAUCAAAUUUUCGUCUCUAUCACCAGCGAAGAAUUUCUCGGACAAGCGUGGAUGAAGACGGACAAAGCAACUCGGGCGCCUCAUAUCCUUCUUAUGACGAAACGAUUUAAUGAGGUGUCGCAAUUAGUCGUUUCCGAGAUCAUUCGUCGUUCCAACAUGUCGUCCAGAGUUGCAGCUAUCGAGAAAUGGGCCGCAGUUGCAGAUAUCAACAGGGUUUUGCAUAAUUAUAAUGGCGUGCUGCAGAUUUGCGCAGCGUUCACGAACAGUAGUGUGUACAGGCUAAAGAAAACCUGGGAGAAAGUUUCCAAAACGACAAAACAGACGAUAGACAGAUUACAACAUAUUGUCUCAUCUGAUGGUCGCUUCAGAAAUUUACGGGAUGCUUUACGCCGAUGCGAUCCACCCUGUAUCCCUUACUUAGGUCUUUACCUCACUGAUCUUUCAUUUAUCGAAGAAGGUACUCCAAACAUUACCGACGAUGGUCUUUUGAAUUUUUCGAAAAUGCGAAUGAUCUCUCACGUAAUUCGCGAGAUACGACAUUUCCAACAAACCCCCUACAAGAUCGAAUUAAUCACUAAGGUAACCAACUAUCUGUUGGACACAUCACUCCUAUUGAACGAAAAAGACUUGUAUCGCAUGUCCUUGGAUAUCGAACCUAGAACGUCCAGGUUGAGUAGUUCCACUUUAGUCGGUCUGUCUCCUUCGGUCAGCCAUUCGUCUACGAAGUGAAUUUUGUCUCUCGUAAAGCAUUUCAGCUGCAUCUUUAUUUUCUAAUGAACGAUCAAGAAAUUCUGAAAUUUUGAAAGGUUUAACUCUCUCUGUUACGCGAGCAGCCGAUCCUUAGAACGAUCGCAAAUGCGACUCGUCGCGUUUUUCACAGCCCCGUCCAUUAUUUCUGUCCACUUCCGCUUAUGACGUAAUGUCCGACGUCCAUUUUUGUUCUCAUUUGCGUUUCACGUUUCGCAAUAUAUUUGCAUAAGCGUUAGAUAAGUAAGCUCAACAAUGAUCUCUCGUCGUCGCACAGAAUCGGCCUCUUUAUUCGCGGAAGGGAACUUAUCGCAAUUGUUUGAUAGGUAUAGCAAUUGCUACAUAACAAAUCUGAUUAGAUUUUGACGAAAUAUUCUAUGUUACUAGAAUUGCUAUCUCUUCCAUCUCUUUUAAUUAUUCUAAUAUUGAUUUUUAAAGUUCUUAAGAGAGAUGGUCCGGUCUCUCUCUCUCUCUCUCUCUCUCUCUCUCUCUCUCUCUCUCUCUCUCUCUCUGUUGUAAUCCAAAAUUUCCUAUGAGGAUAUUAAAAAAGAAAAUCGUAGAUUUUAGUAAGAAGAUUUAAUAAUAAUAAAAUAUAAUAGUAAUACGAGAGUGUAGAGAUUUCAGAAGAUUGAAUACGGCGGCGUAGCUGUAAAAUCUGCUGAUGAUAACAGUACAAGAUUAAUAAUGAGCGAUGAAAGACAUUUUCUUAUAAUUAAACCUAAUUAUGCUUAAUGUUCUCUCUCUCUCUCUC
Messenger RNA from Nylanderia fulva, 5559 nucleotides. The record is from RefSeq and is a predicted model, not a curated record. NCBI's taxonomy places the organism in Eukaryota, Metazoa, Arthropoda, Insecta, Hymenoptera, Formicidae.